Molecule: messenger RNA, 7412 nt
Organism: Oreochromis aureus
Lineage: Eukaryota; Metazoa; Chordata; Actinopteri; Cichliformes; Cichlidae
Gene: olfml2bb
Product: olfactomedin-like 2Bb
Exons: 9
Coding region: 421-2625 (734 amino acids)
Biological process (GO): signal transduction
Source: RefSeq, a predicted model, not a curated record
GUCCGUCGGUGCCACCCAGCUCACCGGCGACACGUCACACUGACCCGAGUUGAAGCAACCUUUUUUUUAAAAAUUAUUAUUAUUAUUUUAGCUUUCAAGUUAUAAUUCGUUUCUUUUACAACAAUUAUUUUAAUACGAAUCUUCAUUAAAAAAAAUAACAAGUAUAAGCGAUCUUUCUUUCUUUUUUCUUUUUUUUUAAGUUUGGGUACUUGUUUCAAGCUAAACCGUUUUAUGGACUUGUUUUUACCCGCUCGGAAGGACAAUAAGCCUACUUCCUAGUGAAGUAGAUUACUGGACCGUUUGAUGCGUGGGUGUUUAUUCAUUCGUACUUGCUCCGCAAUUUUUGGCUACAACUACCUGAUAAUUACUUGAGACUAGUUUGUAUACUGAGUCCUGCUUAUCCUUAGCUGCUGUGCAGAAAUGUGGCGCGGACUUUCACUGCUGAUUUUCUGUUGUGCUGUAAGAAGUCUGGCGGUGGACGGAAGCAUUCAGGAGAAGAUGCUGCUGGCUGAAACCGACGAGCUGAGGCCGAUUAAAGAUGCCAACUCCACAGGCAAAGCAGAGGGUAGUCACCAGUUCCCGGAGAAAGCCACUCAGGGAAGAGUUCCACAGUUCCAACCCACUGUCGAGCCUCUGGAGGACGAGCUGGAAAACCAAGAGAAUAUAAUAAGCCAGUUGCUGGGAGAUUACGACAAAGUAAAAACAGUGUCUUCAGGGUCCGACUGUGUGUGUCGCUGUGUUGUUCGACCAAUCAAGCAAUCCGACUGCAGCCAUGUCCAUGAAAGUGACCUAAAAUCACCAUCUCAGGAUUUUUACACUGUAGAGACAAUUACCAAAGGAACAGACUGCAAGAAGUGUGUGUGCAUGGCUCCACCUUCCGCUGUCAAUCCCUGCGAGGGAGAGUACAGGUUUAAAAAACUACAGGAAGCGAGCAAAGAUGACAUCAAGCUGGCAACUAUCAUUGACUUGUUGGAAGGCUCUCUGUAUGGAAUGGACUUGUUAAAGCUCCAUUCUGUUACCACCAAGCUACUGACCAGGGUGGACAACAUAGAGAAGGCAUUCACACAAAAUUUGACUGAAAGAAUGAGAGAGAAAGAACGUGUAAAGGAAAGAGCAAGGGAAAAGGAUAAAGAAAAAAAGAUCCAGCUGAAAAAAAAGAAACUGAAUGAUGAGCGCUCAAGAGUUAAAAGUGGAGGAGCUGCCUACGCCCACAAGCAGAAGAAUUAUGAUAGCCAGCUGAAGACAAACCACCAGCAAGAUGGUGUGGAGGAACAGAACCCAAUCAGGAAUCAGACAGAAACACGAAAGCCAAUCAAAGAGAAGACAGAGCCAAAGCAGCCAAUGAAAGACAAAAACACUGUUGUCAUCAGGGGUGUGACCUUUUAUAAGGCAGAGGAAGAGAGCUACAAGGAGGAUAAGAAAGGCAAAGCACAGAGCACUUCUGUAACCACAAAAUCAUCAGUGGAUUUGCAGGUGUCUGAGCAGCUGCCACGUAACAGGCAUUCAAAAACUACCAUAAAGCCAGACCUCAAAGACAUACCUUUGACCAGUUCUUCACCAUCCCAUCCACCAACAGCUCCCCCAUCUACCAGCCAACAAACCAUAACUGCAACCCAACCAGUUCGCUCCUCUACAACAACUCCAAAGCCAACGGGAACUACCCAAAAAUCCUUAACUACCAGACCUGCUAUUCGCCCCACUGCGCCUGUCAGCCAGUAUACCACUUCACCCUCAGACACCAAUAUCACUCCACCUAUUGGUGCAGCUCCCACCUCAGCGCCUCAGUCAAGAACCAAAAGCCGCCUCAGCUGGACAGAGAGCCCCGCCGACCAACCAACAGUUACCAAAAAGCCAGGAGUGUGUAAGGACACAGUAGCUAGCAUCUCUGAACCGGUCCAGAAAAAUACUUAUGGCCUUAGUGAUGGAGCCUGGAUGAGAGAUGCUCGUGGUCAUGGGAACGUCAUCUACCUCACUAAUGGUCACUAUGGCAACAACUUACUGGAGUUCCGAGACAUGGACACCUUCAAAUUAGGUCAGACAAGUAAUUCAUACAAGCUACCUUACAGUUUCACUGGAACAGGCCAUGUUGUGUUUAAUGGGGCUUUCUACUAUAAUCGAGCCUUCAGCAGGGACAUUAUCAGAUAUGACCUGAGGCACAGAUAUGUGGCUGCGUGGACCACACUGCACGAUGCUUUACUGGAGGAGCAAAUUCACAGGACACAGACUGAAGUCGAGUUUGCGGUAGAUGAGUCCGGCCUGUGGCUGCUUUACCCUGCUUUGGACACAGAGGGCUUCCACCAGGAAGUUAUCCUGCUAAUCCACCUCCACCCUCGAGACCUUCAACCAAUACAGACCUUUCGCACAGGUCUCAGAAGAGGUCGUUACGGUAACAGCUUCUUGGUAUGUGGCGUGCUUUAUGCAGUGGACAGUAUGGAGCGUCGCUAUGCAAACGUGACCUACGCAUUUGACACUCACACACUUACGCACACAGUGCCAAGCCUGGCGUUCACAAACAUGCAUGCACAUAAUUCUCAGCUGGCUUACUGUCCACUGGACAAGAAACUGUACUCAUGGGAUAAUGGUCAUCAGAUGAUGUAUGAUGUCAUUUUUGCUUAUUUAGAAUAAUGGGCAGAUGGUUAGAUGAAUAUUUGGCAAUUUAGUUUGUCCAGUGAGUCAAAACAAAGCCAAGGAUGGAAGAAAUACGAAAACUGAACAGAUAUUCCGUCUGUGUUUUGUUUCGAAAAGACUGUGGAUCAAUCAAACACUGUGUGGUCACUGGGUUGCUGCUCUGAUGUGCACACACUUAAGUCAGUAACUGUCGGACACAGCACUUGCAGACAAGAAAAGAAGAAUUGUAUUGUAUCUUGGGUGACAUGGAGAAGUUAUAGAAAAGUUAUAGAAAAGCCAAAAUUAUUUCUCUAGAUCUGUAUUUUUUGUUCACAUAAACAACAAUUAAUGUGGAACAAACUGUCUUAUCAUCAGAAUUUCAUUGGUUUUCAUUUGCGCAUAAUUUACACAUAAUUUUGUGAAAUCCAGCCUGAAAUAUGUAUAGGACUUUAAGAGGUAACCUCAGUUUUAACCCAGGAUUUCCAGUCUUUCAGAUGUUGCCUAACCUACUAUCAGUAAAUACAAAACCACCUCCUACUGACCAGUCUCUGAUGAGCAUCAAUAAGAAAUGCAUGCAGAUUGGGAGAAACUUGCUUUUCCUUCUGAUUUUUAGUCAGUUUAAUCAAUUUUAUGUUGUAUUAGCUUUGGCGUGAUAUUAUAUUCUAAAGAAAUAAGGCAAUAAGCCUUGACUUAUUAAAGAAUAAGGAUAAUGUUGUUAUAUACAAGCAGCAACUUCCAGAACUAUAAAAAUUAAGCAAAUGCAGAAGUGGCCACAAUAAACAAGAAAAAAGCCUUGCCGAAGGCAAGCUUCAAAAGUGAGUCGAUCCCAAUGGACUCCCAGAUUAUAAACACUACCUGUUUUAUGUGAAUGUCUGGAUAAUAAAAUUGGUGGAGACCCAGAUUGAAGUACUACUUUUGUAAUCAACUCUGUGUGAAUACUUAACAGGAUUAGCAAUUUUAGGAUAACUGAAUCCUGAUCAGGAGAAGAAAGAGUUGUAUAAAAAAGGAGAGAUUUCACAGGACUCCGUUCUGAAAACUAACUAGACCCUGUGAUUCAGUAGCUUGUAGAUGCACCUUUAGCAGCAAUAAGCUGAAGCAAUGUAAAGUAGUCUUUUCUGUCUACUAUUAGUCUUUCAAAUCACUGUAGAGGAAUUUUGACCCAUACUUGCUUACAUUGUUUCAGUUCUUUGAGGUUUGUAGGCAUUUGUUUAUGCAGAGCCCUGUCAGCUAUUUUGCUGGUGUUCUUGGGAUCAUUGUCGUGUUGCAUGACCAGUUUUAGCUGGGGGACAGAUGGCCUCACAUUUGACUCUAAAAUAUUUUGGUAUACGGAGUUCAUGCUUGGUUCAGUCUGCAAGUUCCCAGGUCUUGUUGUUAAAAACAAGGCUGAAUCAUCACUCCACCACUGUGUUUGACAGACGGUAUUGAGUGUCUGCUGACUGGUUUUCAUGGAACAUGGCACUGCACAUUAUGGCCAAACAUCUCAACUUUGGUACUGUCUGUCUGAAGUACAUGUUCUCAGAAGUCUUGUGGUUUGUUCUGAUGCAAUUUUACAAAUCCAAGAGGUGCUGUUAUGUUCUAUUUCGAGAGAAGAUACUUUUUCCUGGCAGCAGUUUCAAACAAUCCAUACUAGUUCAAUCAUUUUCUUAUUUUACUGUCAUGAACUGUAACAUUUAACAUAGUAAUUAAGGCUUGUAGAUUCUGAGAUGUAGCUCUUUGGUUGCAAUUUCUCUGAGCAUUCUAUGAUCUGACCUUAGGGGAAUUGCUGGGAUGUCAACUCCUGGGAGAAUUGGCAACUGUCUUGAAUAUUUUCCACAUGAAUAAUCUUUCUCACUGUAGAGUGAUGGACUUCAUUUUGUUUGGAAAUGGUCUUAUAACCUUUUCCAGGCAAAAUUAUUUAUCAGAAGCAAUGAUUGUUUUGGUUAUAGUGGAUGUGGAAACAGUAAGGGUGCUUACUGACUGUAUGUUGGGCAGAGGUUUAUAUUUACUCAUCAUGACCAUGAAUGUUAUGCUAAUUUGGGGCUUUUAAAGAUGUCUUUGAACUGCUCUUUUUACAGAGUGGAAUGAUUGUACAACAUACAUCUUUAAUGACUUAAAAGAGAAAAAAACAAGAAUUAGGUCAAUAAGUUUAAAUUUAUUUAGAACUUUCUUUAAUCUACACAGAGUCAAAAUUACAGCAGUGUCAAGUACCUCAGGUAAAAUAAGUAUUGAACAUGUGACCAGUUUUCUAAGUAUAGAUAAAGGUGCCAUUGACAGAUGUUGGUAACACCCAUCCAAUCCACACAUGCAUAGAAAGAAACUAUAGAUGUCCAUAAUUAAGGGAAAAAGUAUCAAACAUGCCUUUGUUGGUGAUGACAGUCUCCUGUAUGGCAAAACUAGCCGUGUGCAUUGCUCCAGGUGUGAUUUUGGCCCAUUCUUCGAUAGAAAUCCUAAAGGUUCUGUGUGCCGUGUCUACUAACUCUGAGCUUUAGUUCUUUUUCAGCAGACUUUUAUCAACAGUGUCUCUGUGCAUUUUUCCAUUAAGCCUUCCUUCAGUUACAUAAAGUGUGCCAAUGCCGUAUGCCGAAAAAUAGCCCCACACAAUAAUAUUCCCAUCUCCAACAUCCUUGUUGGUAUGCUGUGCCUUUGACCUCCAAAGAUGAUGUGCAUUUUGGAGCCAACGAGUUAAAUUUUUUUGCCAUCUAGUCAGACUAUACUCUUCAAGUAUUUCACAGGUUUGCCUAAAUGUUGUUCAGCAAACUUUAAACACACUUCAACAUGCUUUUUCUUCAGCAGUGGAGUCUUGUGUGAAGAGCAUGCAUACAGGCCAUGGUAGUUGAGCGCAUAUCUUAUUAUUAAACAUAACUUAAUUUAUGGACACCUAGUGUUUGACUAUAUUGUAUUUGUGGACUGGAUGGGUUGAUACCGAUAUCUGGUGCUGCUUCAGCAGCGUGGUUUUUUCAGUAAGCCUCUCUAAAUCUUUCGUUGCUGUGGUAAAAGGAAGAUGCAGAAGUAAUUUCAUGAAACAAAUCAGUGAUGCAGGUUUAAAACACACUUUAACUGAAGUUUCAAACUCUUCUGACAAUGCAGAGAUAUUGCUGUGACUUAUAAGGUAUCUGCUUAUUUUUAUUUGUUCUCUAAACAGCAUAAAAAGUGUUAGCUAAUGUAGCUUAAAUCACUAGAGAUUAUUAGCUAAUUGUAACCUUCUGAUCCACUAGUCUGCUGGUAUAUCACAAGGUGCCAGCCAAAGAGCUGAUGUACUUUUUCUUUUAGUUUGUUAAAAAUUUCUGAUCCUUUUCUGGUCUAAUUGAGAUUCAGUUUUUGUUUACAGUACAGCUCCAGAUACAAGUAUCAGCAAGUCAAAAUGAUGUCACCUGCCUAUGUCCAGCUGCAGCCUGUAUUCAGUUUGAAUAUUGCUAUGAACUGAUAUGGAUCAGUUUUUGCCUUUUAUUUACUGUAACAUUUAACUUUAAGUUAACUUUUAAGACUGAGAGAGGACAGAGAGGGAGAGAAAGAGAGAGAACAGGGUGAAGACAGCGAAGAGAGAGAGCAAAAAGAAACUGGUAAGAGUGGACAUGUAGUCAAAUUCACCAAAAAUGAAGCUGUAGCUUUCCCACAUUUAUUGAUGAUGAGUUUGCGUAUGUAAGCAGUCUGCUGCCCUGUUGUCAGUUGUAGAGACCCCUCUUAUACUCAUUACUGUUCUAUAAUAACUAUUAUGAGAUUAUAUUUGUUGUCAUUUUCUAGCUUCUAGCUGAGAAAAGAAGGAUGGAGAGAGAGAGAGGACAGAGAGGUUGUAGAAGAACAGGAAGAUUGAGGGAGCACAUAGUGAAGUUAGCUGGAAAAACAAAAGUUAUUUUUCAUAAAGUAGUUUUUCAUGUAUUUUGUGGAUGCUUUGCAUGCUUUCCAGUAGCACACUUAAAAAUGCCAAUGGAAAUUCUGAACAGGACAUAUUGAUAUGAAUUGUAGCAUUUUGCAGGAUUUAAAAGCUUUAAUAUAAAACAGCUCUACUACAGUUUGCUUUGUGUCCUGCCACUAUAGAGUGGCAGGAUGGUUUUCUGUACUAAUUAAUGCUACUAUAAGUGCUUGAUGAUUUGGUGGACUGCCUCUGUGUGAUUGAGAGACUGAAAUAAUGUUGUGCAUGUUUCUCAUCUUAUCUGCUUUGCUACAAAUAAUUCAGUAAAACUUUAAUGACUGAGCCUUUGGCUUGAGUUUAAUAACUAAAGGCUCCACACUAAAAUGGUGUAUUAGAUUGAAAUCUGAUUACUCACUCUGAAUUAUUCUUUGACACUACAAUUGAUCAUCCAACUAUUUGGCUGCUUUUGAAGGUAACAUUGUAAUGUUUAUCCAAUUGAAUUGAGGUUUGCAACUGUAAAAGGGGUUUAUUAUAUUUGCAAACAACAUACCUCAUUAAUAUUAAUUAUACCGACAUUAUGAUUGGGAGCUGAGCCCCCCCUAAAAGGGGUAGGCCCCUAACCUAUAAUCCCCUCUGGUUCAUGGUUAAUGAAUCUUGUUUAUUGAUAUAUUCACAAGAUUAGGUUUUGUGAGCUUUAUGCUUCUUAAAAAUUAGCAGCUUUUGAAAUUCUUUGCUUAAUGAAAGCAAAUUUGCAUAUGAUAUGCCCCAUGUAACACCAGUAUAAUGCAUUUUUUUUAGAUUUUGUAUUAAAGUAAUUGCCUGUUAUUUUCUUUGUGAUAUAAAUGUGUAUCAUUUGUCCUUUUAAUGUGUGUCCCAUUGUUGAUAGAAGUGGUAAAAUAAUUUUUAACUUGUACUAUUUUGGUUGUAAAAAAACAAAAAACAAGACAAGGGCAAGAAUUUUGACUGCUUAACUAGG